Molecule: messenger RNA, 561 nt
Organism: Didymodactylos carnosus
Lineage: Eukaryota; Metazoa; Rotifera; Eurotatoria; Philodinida; Philodinidae
Source: the annotation of a GenBank genome assembly
AUGACUUCUGUAAAACUAUGUGAAAUUGAUGAAUGUAAGCGAAGAGCAGCCACACUAUGCCAUCAUUGUCACAAAGAUGUUUGUAAAAAACAUUUUAAUGAACAUGCCGACUCACUAAACGAUGAACUUUAUCCACUUACUGAUCAAAUCAAUGAACUCGCUACCAAACUCAGCGCUUUAAGUUCGUCGUAUAUAACUCAACAGUCUUAUGCCUUAUUGGACGAAUGGAGAAAUGGCAGUUGUCAACUGAUUGAGCAACUUUAUCAACUUAAAAAACAUGAAAUAGACGUGUUAGUGAACGAUAAUUUUAUUGAAAUCAAGAAUGAGAAAGAGAAAGUGAUCAGAAGUCUCGAAGAAAAUAUCAAGAAAUUCAUUCGUGAUGAUGAUGUCACACAUGAUGCAAUUGAAGAAAUGAAAGAAACACUUCGAAAUGUUGAUAAACAAAUUGCUGAACUAAAAGACAGUUUCAUCCAUGUACAAACAUCAACUGUCCAUAUUGACAAAAACUGUGUUAUUAUCCACUCAAGAUUCCUCUCACACCAUAAUCAAAAAUGUAAGUAG